This is a messenger RNA of Musca vetustissima, 714 nucleotides long. It is a transcript of the gene Arv1, whose product is annotated as protein ARV1. The record is from RefSeq and is a predicted model, not a curated record. Gene Ontology annotation, biological process: intracellular sterol transport; regulation of plasma membrane sterol distribution; sphingolipid metabolic process. NCBI's taxonomy places the organism in Eukaryota, Metazoa, Arthropoda, Insecta, Diptera, Muscidae. The transcript has 4 exons. Gene Ontology annotation, cellular component: Golgi apparatus; cortical endoplasmic reticulum. The coding region runs from base 1 to 714 and encodes 237 amino acids.
AUGGGACAAAUGCCACUUGAAAAUUAUGUCUGCAUAAAUUGCGGUAAAAGACUAUGCAAUCUUUACAAGAAGUAUAAUAAAAUAAUAAAAACUAUUAAUUGUGACAAAUGCCAAACAACCGCAGACAAAUAUAUUGAGUUCGAACCUGUGAUAAUAAUUGUCGACUUAAUGCUGUUGUCACAUUCGUCCUACCGUCAUGUCCUCCAUAAUAGAGAUUUCAAGUUAUUUUGGAAGUUGUCCCUAAUAUUGUUAUUACUUGAGUCCUUAACCCUGUGGAGAGGUGAAAAUGAGCAAAAAAUAAAUCUUAACCCCAACGCAUCAUCACCGUAUGAACAUGGAUUCUAUAACUGUUGUGCUCACAAGAUCGGUGAGUUUGUCUUAUGUACAUCGUUGAUGGUAAUCGGAAAUAUUGCUUGUGGAUCGAAACUUGAUUUUGUUGGUGCGAAGCGCGAGGGAUACCAAAUGCUUAAAGCUUAUGCACUCGCAAAUUUUUCUAAAUUUUUUCUAUUACCCAUAAUGCUAUGGCGGGAGAACACCACCGAUUUUGGUGCAUCGCUUCAUCGAUUUCUCGUAACAGCACAUCAUUUAUGUGCAUUGGUGUCCGCAUACAUGGUAGUAAGCCGCUGUCGCGCUUUGGUAUCGGCGGUGCUUGUAAUUUCAAUAUACGCUGCUAAGGAAUUUCUGAUAACACGGUAUUGCAAUGUAAACAUAUAA